AUGGUUUGGAUCGCCUUGCUGCUGCUAUGCGCGCUGCAGCCAUGGACGGCGGCGGCGAUGCGAGCCGACUACCUGGCGCAGCUCCGCCAGGAAACGGUAGACACAUUCUACCACGGCUUCAGCAACUACAUGAAGCACGCCUUUCCAGAGGACGAGUUGCGGCCGCUCACCUGCUCCUCGUUGACGAGAGAUCGCGACAACCCGGGACGGAUCGAGCUCAACGACGCACUCGGGAAUUACUCCCUGACCCUCAUCGAUAGCCUCUCGACACUCGCAAUACUCGCCGGAGGGCCGCAAGACGGGAGAUACACCGGACCACAGGCCCUUAGCGACUUCCAAGACGGCGUGGCGGAGUUUGUGCGGUACUACGGUGAUGGGAGGACGGGCCCGUCCGGCGCGGGCGUUCGAGCGAGGGGCUUUGAUCUGGACAGCAAGGUCCAGGUCUUCGAGACGGUCAUUCGUGGGGUCGGCGGUCUUCUCAGUGCACACUUGUUUGCGAUCGGAGAGCUGCCCAUUCCGGGUUAUGAAGCAAAGCCCCUGGACGGGUUCCCGACCGACGACCCGUUGGAGUUGCCGCCGAUACCGUGGCCGAACGGCUUCAAGUACGACGGCCAGCUCCUGAGGCUGGCGCUCGACCUAUCUCAGAGGCUUCUCCCAGCGUUUUACACCACCACAGGCAUACCGUACCCGCGCGUCAACUUGCGUUCGGGGAUCCCGUUUUACGUCAACUCGCCGUUGAACCAGGCGUCCGCCGACACGGCAGAACCGGAGGGCCGGCCAGAGAUCACAGAGACGUGCAGCGCCGGCGCCGGCAGUCUGACGCUCGAGUUCACAGUGCUGAGUCGUCUGACUGGCGACCCGCGCUUCGAGCAGGCGGCCAAGCGGGCCUUCUGGGAGGUCUGGCGCAGGAGGAGCGAGAUCGGCCUCAUUGGGAAUGGCAUCGACGCGGAGCGCGGACUGUGGAUAGGCCCUCACUCGGGUAUCGGAGCCGGCAUGGACAGCUUUUUCGAGUACGCGCUCAAGAGCCACAUCCUGCUCUCCGGCCAAGGCAUGCCCAACGCGUCGACGUCUCGACGCCACAGCACCACCGACUGGCUUGACCCAGCGUCCCUCCAUGGGCCGCUCCCGCCUCAGAUGCACUCCGCGGACGCGUUCCUCGAAGCCUGGCACCAGGCGCAUGCGUCCGUCAAGCGCCACAUCUAUACCGACCGCAGCCAGUACCCCUACUACUCCAACAGCCACCGCGCAACCGGCCAGCCGUACACCAUGUGGAUCGACAGCCUUGGCGCCUUCUACCCGGGUCUCCUCGCUCUCGCCGGCGAGGUCGAAGAGGCCAUUGAGGCGAACCUCGUCUACACGGCGCUGUGGACGCGUUACUCGGCGCUUCCAGAACGCUGGUCCAUCCGCGAGAACAACGUCGAGGCCGGCAUCGGCUGGUGGCCCGGUCGACCCGAGUUCAUCGAGUCCACGUACCACAUAUACCGGGCGACGCAGGACCCGUGGUACUUGCACGUCGGCGAGAUGGUCCUCAAGGACAUCCGUCAGCGGUGUUACGCGCCCUGUGGGUGGGCGGGCCUGCAGGAUGUGCGGACGGGCGAGCAGCAGGACCGCAUGGAGAGCUUCUUCCUCGGCGAGACGACCAAGUACAUGUACUUGCUGUUUGACCCGAGCCACCCCCUGAACAACCUCGAUGCGGCGUACGUCUUCACCACGGAGGGGCACCCGCUUAUCAUACCCAAGAAGAAGAACUCGAGGCCACAGAAAGCGCCACGCGGCAACCGGAAAGACGUAUCCACGUACAGCUAUUACGAUGAAGCGUUUACGAAUUCAUGCCCCGCGCCGGCAAAGCCAGACUCACUAUCCGGUUCCAUCACCGCCGCGCGGCCGCAUCUGUUUGACGCCUCCCGGUUCACGGACCUGCACAACACGCCCAACCUCCACGGGCCUCUCGAGAUGGUCCAGAUAGAGGACAAGAAGAAGGGCCGCAUCAUCCAGCGCAGAGCCCUCUCCAAUCACACGCUCUUCCCCUGGACCCUGCCGCCAAGCCUGCUGCCUCAGAACGGGACAUGCGCCGCCCCGAUCCCGCGCGUCAUCUCGGCCAUCGAGUUCCCCGCCAGCGACGCCGCGAGCUCGCUCAUGUCCAAGUUUGGCGCCUCGCUGGUGUGGUACAACUACGCGGGCCCGACGGUCAAGAACCUCGAGGGCCUGCGGCUCCAGCUGGAGAGGGAACCUGGUGACGACCCGGGUGGCGACAACGUCUGGAGGAUCACGCACGUCGGGAGCACGCAGCUGGGGCGCCACGAGACUGUCUUCUUCCACGCUGAGCACGUCAGUCACCUCAAGGACGAGGCGUUCACGUGCAGGCGUCGCCGCGACUCGGUCGAGAUUGAGCUCCUGGUUGACGUACCGCCGCAACAGAACGCGACCAUGCCCAUCGUCGCGGACAGCACCGCGCCGCCUACGCAGUCGGCUUCGGACGACGACGCGCACGACGACCUCAUCCCCAUCCCCUCCGAGUCCCUCCUCAAGCACCUCCUGCGCGCCGUGUCGUCCGUCUUCGAGCCCUCGCACACGGACGCGCCCUCCGCCGACGAGCCCUCCGCCGCCGCCACCAUCCUCUCCUUCUUCGGCCACACGGCCGUCGGCGCGGGCGCGCACCCCGUCCCCGCCCUCGCAGCCGACACCCCCAUCCUCGGCUCCCCCGGCUACGACACCACCGACCCGGCCGCCAACUUCCCCUGGACGACCAUCUACCUCGCGGGGCACGCCUGCGACGGGCCCCUCCCCGACGCCGCGCCCCGCGAGCACCAGCUCAUCGUCAUGCGCCGCGGCGGCUGCUCCUUCAGCCACAAGCUCGAUAACAUUCCAAGCUUCUCCCCCGCGCACGCCGCCCUCCAGCUCGUCGUCAUCGUCGACGAGGGCGACGAGGGCUCCCGCCUCGACGCCGGCGUGGACAGGCCCCUUCUCACGUCGGAGCAGCGCACCCCCAAGGGCAUGAAGCGCGUCCACGGCGUGCCCCUCGUGCUCGUCGGCGGGGAGCGCGGCGACUACGAGCGCUUCGGCGAGGCCGUCGCGGCAGGCAUGCGCAGGAGGUACCGCAUCGAGAGCCAGGGCCUGGUCAUUGCCAAUGCCGUCGUCAUAUAG
Purpureocillium lilacinum is the source of this 3144-nucleotide messenger RNA. RefSeq names its product alpha mannosidase-like protein. Gene Ontology annotation, cellular component: endoplasmic reticulum; membrane. Gene Ontology annotation, biological process: carbohydrate metabolic process; endoplasmic reticulum mannose trimming; mannose trimming involved in glycoprotein ERAD pathway. The record is from RefSeq and is a predicted model, not a curated record. Gene Ontology annotation, molecular function: mannosyl-oligosaccharide 1,2-alpha-mannosidase activity; calcium ion binding. Lineage: Eukaryota; Fungi; Ascomycota; Sordariomycetes; Hypocreales; Ophiocordycipitaceae.